Molecule: messenger RNA, 1784 nt
Organism: Danio rerio (zebrafish)
Lineage: Eukaryota; Metazoa; Chordata; Actinopteri; Cypriniformes; Danionidae
Gene: sox9a
Product: SRY-box transcription factor 9a
Cellular component (GO): nucleus
Molecular function (GO): DNA binding
Source: RefSeq, marked provisional
GCGCUUUGCUUUCGCAGACACCAGCAGACAACAAAACACACACACACUAAAUGCGUGCCUAAAAAAAGCGAGCACCGUGGAUUUGCAGGAAUUAAAAGCUACAAAGGAUUUUUUGGAGGCGCGCUCGAAUUCUCUGAGAUCGUCCAUCUACGGUGUUCGCAUGAAUCUCCUCGACCCCUACCUGAAGAUGACGGAUGAGCAAGAGAAGUGUCUGUCUGAUGCACCCAGUCCGAGCAUGUCCGAGGACUCCGCGGGCUCGCCCUGCCCGUCCGCCUCGGGCUCAGACACUGAGAACACGCGCCCGGCGGAGAACAGCCUCCUGGCUGCAGACGGGACGCUCGGAGACUUCAAGAAGGACGAAGAGGACAAGUUCCCGGUGUGCAUCCGAGAGGCGGUGUCCCAGGUGCUGAAGGGUUACGACUGGACGCUGGUGCCCAUGCCGGUGAGGGUGAACGGGUCCAGCAAAAACAAGCCGCACGUCAAGAGACCGAUGAACGCGUUUAUGGUGUGGGCGCAGGCGGCGCGCAGGAAACUGGCCGACCAGUACCCGCACCUCCACAACGCGGAGCUCAGCAAAACUCUGGGAAAACUUUGGAGAUUACUGAACGAGGUGGAAAAGCGUCCCUUCGUGGAGGAGGCAGAGCGCCUUCGGGUGCAGCACAAGAAAGAUCACCCCGACUACAAGUACCAGCCCCGGCGGAGGAAGUCGGUGAAGAACGGCCAGAGCGAAUCUGAAGACGGCAGCGAACAGACCCACAUCUCGCCCAACGCCAUCUUCAAAGCGCUCCAGCAGGCGGACUCGCCCGCGUCCAGCAUGGGAGAAGUGCACUCGCCCAGCGAACACUCAGGCCAGUCCCAGGGGCCGCCCACUCCUCCCACCACCCCGAAAACUGACACACAGCCAGGCAAAGCGGAUCUGAAACGAGAGGCCCGUCCUCUUCAGGAAAACACCGGACGUCCGCUCAGCAUCAACUUCCAGGACGUGGAUAUCGGCGAGCUGAGCAGCGAUGUUAUCGAAACAUUCGACGUCAAUGAGUUUGACCAAUACCUCCCGCCGAACGGUCACCAGAACGCACCCUACGCUGGAGGAUACGCCGCCUGGAUGACCAAACCCCAAAACGGCAGCCCUCAAAGCAGCCAGCUGACCCCGCUGAACCCCGCAGAACCCGACCAGCCCCGAACGACGCAUAUUAAAACCGAACAGCUCAGCCCGAGCCAUUACAACGAGCAGCAGGGCUCUCCGCAGCACAUCAGCUACGGUUCCUUCAACGUUCAGCAUCUCCAGCAUUACAGCACUUCAUUUCCCUCCAUCACCAGAGCGCAGUACGACUAUUCCGACAGCCACCAGGGCGGCGCCAGCUCCUAUUACACCCAUGCCGGAGGUCAGAGCUCCGGGCUGUACUCCACCUUCAGCUACAUGAGCUCAAGCCAGAGGCCCAUGUACACACCCAUUGCUGACUCUACAGGGGUGCCCUCCAUCCCUCAAUCCAACCACAGUCCGCAGCAUUGGGACCAGCAGCCGGUGUACACGCAGCUGUCCAGACCAUGAGCACGUCUGAAUGUGCACUGAAAAAUCAUGAUGCAUUGGGUUUACUACAUUUUUACUACAAGUUUAGUGGUUGCAAAGAAUUUUUAUGGGUUGAAUUUAAACAGAAAUUAAGUUUAGUAAUGUUCUACUUAAUUUGCAUGCCCAUAUGAGUCGUUUUGGAACCACUUACCUUAAACAAAAUGCAGUAAAUCUAAUAAAUAAUGUUCGUUCAGUGCAUGAUGGGAAAGACUCAAAC